Molecule: messenger RNA, 447 nt
Organism: Drosophila busckii
Lineage: Eukaryota; Metazoa; Arthropoda; Insecta; Diptera; Drosophilidae
Gene: RpL37a
Product: probable 60S ribosomal protein L37-A
Exons: 3
Coding region: 115-396 (93 amino acids)
Biological process (GO): translation
Cellular component (GO): ribosome; cytosolic large ribosomal subunit
Molecular function (GO): RNA binding; structural constituent of ribosome
Source: RefSeq, a predicted model, not a curated record
UGCAACUCUGUGCUGGUAUUUUUUUUGGUAAAUAAGCAACACUGUCUGUCAGCCGCCUGUCAAACUGACAUCUCUCCCGCUCUUUCUUUCUUCUUCGAGCGUUCGCCAUACAAGAUGACGAAGGGUACCUCGAGCUUUGGUAAACGCCACAAUAAGACGCACACCUUGUGCCGUCGCUGUGGACGUUCUUCCUACCACAUCCAGAAGUCCACUUGCGCCCAGUGCGGCUAUCCCGCGGCCAAGUUGCGUUCAUACAACUGGUCCGUCAAGGCCAAGAGGAGGAAGACCACUGGCACUGGCCGCAUGAGCCACCUGAAGGUUGUCCGCCGCCGUUUCCGCAACGGUUUCCGUGAAGGCACCCAGGCUAAGCCCAAGAAGGCUCCGGCUACCAAAUAAGCUAAAUGCAAACACUCAACGUUUUACCGUUUUACAACAACAUCUAUAAAA